AGCAAGGUAAUCCAAAUAAUAAACGUGAUCUUUGAUGCAGCUCAUAUGGAACUCAUUCAUUUUCUACCAUUUUUUCCUCACGAUGGUCGCGGGGGGGUGCUGGAGCCUAUCCCAGCUGUCUUCGGGCGAGAGGCGGGGUACACCCUGGACUGGUCGCCAGCCAAUCACAGGACACAUAUAGACAAACAACCAUUCACACUCACAUUCAUACCUAUGGACCUUAUGCCUUUGGAGUGGCUAAUUAACCUAGCAUGUUUUUGGAAUGUGGGAGGAAACCGGAGAAAACCCACGCAUGCACGGGGAGAACAUACAAACUCCACACAUAGAUGGCCGAAGGUUGGGAAAGACAAAAUAAGAAGCCAAAAAGUUACCACUUCCACACAAAAUAGGAGAACUCAUUCAUUUUCUACCGCUUAUCCUCACAAGGGUCACAGGGAACUAAAACAUUAAAACAUUUGGGGUGGGUUGGCACAAUAUUAGCCCCGGCCCCCAUCAAAAAAGAAGUUUAUAUUGAAAAUCACAGAAAAAAAAGAAAAAUCUAAAGACAUUAAAACACACCUUUUGACUUUGUGUCAAUGUCUGAUUUUGUUCGAGGGACAAAAAUAUCCAAAGAAAGUGUUCUCGUUCAUUUCCCUCGUAGAAUGUGCUAGCUAUCAAACCGAAAACUGUAAGUGAUCCACUUAGUUGAGCACAGUAUACCUACUCAAAUGUCAAGGUACAGUGUAUAUUGACACUGCACUUUUAAGGGUUUUUAGGAGUUUUUCUGUAUUGGAUUGUAUACCUAAUGAAGUGAGGUCAAGCAUGAAUCGGAUUCAUUUUGAAGACACAAGUCACAUCUUUUUUUUUUAUUGCUGUGAAGACCAUAGAAAACAGGGAGAGUACACACUGCACCAAUACUGACAGCAUUAACGUGGAGGUGAAAACAUUGGUGGAGUGUAACAGCACGGAUUGUCUAACAUUUUGUGCCUUGAAUGAUGUCAUGCUAGACAACAUAUAUGAGGUCGGGUGGUGAUGCCACUACAAUCAAAGACUUUCUGAUGAAUACAAUAGUUUCAUAAUAUGCAUAGUCACAUGGUGCAUAAAGACAUAAUAAAGCUGGUGAUAAAACAAAACCUUUCUUUAGUCCUGAACAAAUCCUACUUGUCCAUAUUUGGAUACAUGUUGACACUUAACAGGAGUGCAGCAUAGGGGUCAUUACUUUCGAUACACUGUUCCCUGUACCCGCAGUAACAUACGGUUCAUUUUGCACACUCUCCAUGUGCAAUCUUAUAUAUUUUUUUACCAUUGCAGCAGAAUAUACAGUAGGUGUACAGGUGAUCCCUGCUAUUUGCUGGGGUGAUGUUCCAAGACACACCCGAGGCAUGCCCAUAUGUGUUUUUGCACAUGGUACCGAUUAUGUCCUCCAAAUACUGUGUGCGCUUCGACUCUUAGUAGGUUUUUAGAGCGGCUGUUGAAUUCAGACUUUAUGACUUUCUACCAAAAAGCACAAAGUAACAAAAACCAUGGCCACACUCUUUGAGUGGUAAAGUCAUAUGAUACAAAUGGAAUAAAUCCAUUAGUUGACAACUCCAAUAAGUUCUUUAGUUAAGCGGGCCACAUUUCUAUUGAAUAAAGAUAUUUAUUUGUAUCUUAUUCUGUAUUUUGUUGUUUUGAGUAAAAAUCUAUUUUCGUUGUAUUGAUAUUACUCAAGCAUGCAUCAAAUAAAAUUCAGGUUUAUGUCAAAUAGUACAAAUUUUUUUUUAUUUUUUUUUUUAAUUUGCCCAAAAGUUUAUUUUUUAAUAAUGACCCAUUGGCAAGAGGUCCUUGGAAUAGCACUCGUCAUAAAUAAAUAGAAUCAUGCACAGUUGAUACAUGUGAUCGGUAUCGGUCGAUCUCACCUGUGGAUUAUCGUAUUCGCUAAUUACAAGUCAUUUCUUGACCAACAACCUGCAAAUGGGCAGGGAUCCACUGCACUGGUUUCCAGUUGUGAGCAGCUUACCAUCAUAUCUGAUAUCAUGUAGUACAAUGAAACACUGGACAGCUGAAAAUCACAGUUUUGACUAUUAGCUGUUAUUUCAUACAAUACGAGGCCAUUGCCAACACUUUGGAAUGAAACCAUUAAAAAAACAGUGCUUUAGCUCCAGUUAGCAUGUGUGCGCACGUGGAGAAAACUAACCUGUGAAAUCUGACUAUCAAGUUGAUGGAAAAAAUAAAUAAAAAAAAAUAGGACCCUGAACUUUGAGGAGCUUCCUGGUGCAUUCACAGGCACACCCCCCUUUUGUUUGAUUUAAAAGUUAAAAACAUCACUUCUACAGGUUAAAUACUUCUACAGUAUAUUAUAAAUAUGAUAUAGCAUGACACAAAAAGCUUAUAUGUAUAAAGCAUAACAAUAAAAACCCUGUCAAGCCAACACAGCAAAAACACCACACACAUUUGUCCUAGUUGACCCUUUCCGUCACACAAACGUACACCUUUUAAAGAAGACCCCACAUCCACUUAUCAUUUACAUCAAUGCAUAUAGAAUUUCAUAUAUAAUCCUUGUUACGUGUUGCUCAUAUUUGUGACUGGUUUACAAUAUUUAGCUAGUUAUCAGACCAUUUGAUAAGUUGACUUUCUUAUAUUCAGACAAGGUUUUUUGGGGGGUAUAUGAGACGGUAUUUUAUCAUCACGUCAUAUUUGGACACCUGCAGUCUACCUCCGAAAACUAAAAAUAGUAAACAAACCCCUCUGGAGUCUCAAACAUCAGGUCUAGUGAAGUCUUUUUUUUUUUCAACUCGUUUUUUUGAAAAUGCAUCAUGGCCAAUGUUGCAAAUUUGACAAUUCACCGCCCAGAGGCAGCUAAUUAAUGCACUUAAUGGGACACACCUAAACCUAGAAAGCCCGGAAUUAAAAGACCUCUGAAAACCUCCAAGGUUUUGUGCUUUUAAGUCCAUGCUGUGGGCAUGUAGUCACAGUCACAUUCAUGAUAACAUCUCAUAAUUACGGUAUUUUGACUGUAUUGUGGUCUUUUUCAAACAUUAACGGAACUCGUACCCUGCCUGGGUGCAUUGAUGUCACAUAGCAACAUAGAAAGAAAAGCCACACCUAGCGUCAGAUUUUUCCAAACUCUAAAAUAAAAAAAACAGCAGUGGCGGCAGCUUUCGCUAAUGGCCUGGGACCACUGGCGAGGUGUCACUACACCACGUAGUUCUUGGGUGUACCCAUGUUAAUAACAAUAGCACCACUGUAGCUUGGUUAAUAUGCAGCUCAUGUUAUGUAAAUGGAGGUUCUUUUCAGAGGGCUUUAUAGGUGCUUCCCAUUGUGUGCAUUUUUUUUUGGCUACUUCUGGUUAGCUGUUUUUAUAUCUUUAAAACGCACAGAAAAGAGAGCUAUGUGUUCAUGUCUCAUAAGGCUUGUAGAUGAUGGGGAAACAUUCCAAAAAAAAAAUCAGUUUUCCUUUAAAAUUCCUGAAAAAUAGUGCACAGGACCUUUGGGAUGCUAUGGUCACAUGUAAAACCCCGCUGCUCAAGUGUCAAAUUAGCUAAGCGGGCAAACUCGUAUUUAGGGCACGUUGUAAUCUGCCGAAUGUUGUAGCACUUCUUCAUAAUUGUAGAAGCGACUCAUAAACAUAAUAAUAAAAUGUGCAAUAAAAAGGUCUGUACUUCCCUUUAAGUGUACUUCACUUAAAGGGAAGUUGACAAGGAAGAAGGUGCACCAGUUGACCAGGGAGAAUAGGCUUGAGCUAUACGAAUAAAAGUAAAUCACAGGUUCCAGUGUAGCGGUGCACCUAAUACGAUCAAUGGUUGAUGUUACAUUCACGUCAAAUCGGUUCAAUCGUUAAAACGCACACAUCAGUAACGUUAGCAACAUCCAAAAUACACUGCAGAAGACCAACUAAAAGUAUGAAUGAAUGGCUUGGUACCAUACUACAGGCCCUUGUUGAAGUAGACCAUGCUGGUGCUCGGGCUGCUUUGUCGUAUCCUCUCCUGAAGCUCCGCCUCCAGCCCACUCACACUCAUAGAACUGCGAAUAGAUUACGGGAUGCAAUUACAAAAAAAAACAAAAAAAAAAACACAGAGACUGUGCAGCGGUUACCUUUUUUGCGGAAACAGGGCGCAGCACAAAGGCGUGGCAAACACCAGGCUGCCAAAGAGUUAAAGUGUUACUUUUGACAUUCGUUUGUAAAUUCUGGUGCAGUUAGUCAUACUCACCACAAGCCCACAAGCCCCACCUGGACCGGAGCGUUUAGAAUUGGGAAGCGCUGCAGAGAGACCACAAUGAGAUGCAUAACAACACAGUUGGAAUGUGGAGGGACUUCUUUCAGGCGGUAAAAUACCUUCAUGAAGGCUCGCUUUUCCAAAGCGUUCAUUAUGACGGGGGGGAUAGCUGUCACACAAACAUGUCGAGGGUUAACAUUUCACAGCAUUCUCAAACGAUGAGCGAAUUCAAGAAACAAUACAAGCAGUUGAUGUUUGCUAAAUACAAGGAUGAAGAGUCUUGAACCAGUCAUGAUGUGCUAUAUAUAUCACUAUAUUGACACUUACUAUGGUACCCAUUAUGUUAUUGGAUGGUCAUAGCACCUCGUAUUUCGGUACAUGACAAAAAACUAAAAAUUUUUUUUUUUUUUAAACAACAAAAACUUAAAUUAUAUUAGGAAAGCAGGAAGUGAACAAAUGUAACAGUUACCUUUUACAUAAGCCCUCACAGCUGUGCCAUUAUUAGCCAUUAUUAGUGCCUGAUGAUUUAGGAAAUAAUAAUAAUAAUAAUAAUGAACUUAAUAGGAUUAAUUGUACUAUAGCAACAUUAAUAAAAAAAACUUAAACUAUAUUGGGAAAGCAGGAAGUGAAAAAAAAAUAAAUUAAAAAAACAACUUCAACUAUAUUAUGAAAGCAGGAAGUGAACAAAUGUAACAGUUACCUUUUACAUAAGCCCUCACAGCUAUGCCAUUAUUAGCCAUUAUUAGUGCCUGAUGAUUUAGGAAAUAAUAAUAAUAAUAAUGAACUUAAUAGGAUUCAUUGUACUAUAGCAACAUUAAUAAAAAAAAACUUAAACUAUAUUAGGAAAGCAGGAAGUGAAAAAAAAAAAUAAAUUUAAAAAAACAACUUCAACUAUAUUAUGAAAGCAGGAAGUGAACAAAUGUAACAGUUACUGAUUGUAAAAGUACCAGAUGGAGGGGUAGGAUUUAAUAAGCUUUGCUUCUUCCUACUCCUUUUGGACAUGUGGAACUGUGAACUCAUUAUGUGAUGCAUUCAUUUCAUUCCCCCCUCAGUAACUAUAAAUUACCUUUACAAUGCAUUAGCUCACAUGUUUACUAGUGUUUCCACUCAAUACACACUACUGUGGAACUUGGAUAUACUUUCAAGUAGUCAGUGUACAGCUUGUAUAGCAUUAUAGAUUUAGUGUCUACUGGAAAUGACUUGACAGUCCCUAUCGUAUAAUAGCAAGCAUUGCAUUGUGGCGGUAGCAUCAUGGUCCGGAGCUGCAUGAGUGCUGCUGGCACUGGGGGAGCUGAGGUUCAUUCAAUUUAAAUUAGACGUUUUGUGUGUGUUUGUGUACAUAAGUGUCCUUACCCAUGGCCGGCACUGCCAUGCCGAUCCUGGACACCACGACCUGCAUGAUGGCCUGCUGGGCCGCACUGACGCUCUCGCCUAACCGCUUUCCAUUCUCAUCUGUCACGGGAAUGCCGUACUUCAACUCCCUGGGGGUGGGAGGUGGGGGGGGGGGGAUAACGUGGAAAUAAGGUACAGUCGAGUGGCGUGUCGCUGGAAGAAGAACACGACAGCGAAGGAGCUCUCACCUCUGUCUCAUGAAGGGAAUGUUGAUGCAGUUUGCGGCGGCCACGGCAGCGAAUGGCACGAAGCGGCUGACGAUUGGCGGGAGACGCUGAGAAGGCAGAGUGCGACAAUGCUUAACACAAACCAGCAUAAAGUUUGCCAAUGAGGGAGUUCAUGUUUGAUGGCGUGUUACCGUGGCCAAAGACUUGAGUCCCAGGGCGGUGACCACGGCGCCGGUAGUAGCGCUCACGUAGGCCGCACCAAGCUGACUGGAAGCAUGUCACACACAGCAGACACUGAUCAAUAUCAUGGCGGAAGACUUCAUCUAUUCACGAUACCAGCUCUUCAUCUAUGCCAAAUGUGGCCCGCAGGACACUAGUUUGAGGCCGCCGCCUUCAUAUGAAAGUUUAAUGUUAGUGCGGCCCGCGCAAGUUUGAUAUGGAUGCUGUAUGGUAUCAUGCACCCAGAAAAAAUUCUUACGUUUGAUUAAUGUUCAUGUUAAAGGUUAAAUAACUCUUAAUAGUUAUCCUCCCUAUCCGUGUGGAAGUGGUACGUUUUUGGCUAUUUAAGUUUAAAGGAAAUAACUUGAAGGCUACCGUUUAGGUCGCUAGCUCUCUAGUUUGCGAGUUAGCAUGUGUCUCAAGACCCUGCAGUUGCGCAAUAUGUUGUAAAUAAAAAAAAAGUAUAAAUGUGACUAUAGUCGUGUUUUGUCUUGUCUACAGGGGUCUAAUUAAUGCUAUGUUCAUUUUAAUCUGAAAAAAAUAAUUUGUCUACCCACCAACUAUAUGUGGUUUCUUAAGUUUUUAUUAUUUGCCGUUUUAUUAUUAUUAUAUUUAUUUAUUACUGAUUGAUUUUCUUUAUUCUUGAUUUGUUUAUUUAUCUUAUUUUGUGCAGAAAAAUAAAAAUUAACCAAAGCACUGAAAAAGUUUGUAUAUUUUUCUGUUUUUAAUAAAUGCGUUUUUUUUUUUUUUUUUGGAAAACCUGAUGCGGCCCAGUCUCACCCAGACCCUAGCUCCAGUGGCCCCCAAGUAAAUUGAGUUUGAGACCCCUGAUGUACACAGUUCUAAGCUGGAUGAAUGGAUUUGUCAUGCUCAUCGGUCGCUGCCAAACUGUAUGGACGUGCAAAUGUGGAUCUAAGAACUUAAGAAGGAAAGUGAGUGGUCCUCCCUACUUGACAGUGAUGGGUGCAUCUCCACUGCGGUUUGUGUAGUUGACCACAGCGUUGAAGGACUGGUUAACCCACUGCCAGAACACCACAGCCGGAGUUGUCCUGCAAACAUGCGACACAUCCUUUUAUAUUGACCACCUCUCAUCUCCAUUAUUAAUAAGCUGUCAUAUGCAAGAGGGUUGAUCCAUUGUUAUUCUAAUGUAAUGACACUGUGACGUAGUUGCAUAAAAUAAGCAGCUCAUAUUCAUGAGACUUUGCGCCUGACACACAAAAGGAGGUCAACGUUCUGCCAAAGUUGAGUGACAUUUUUUUUUUAGUCUUUAAGAGGAUUUUCACUCUCAAACUGGGAUUAAAAAUCUAUUUCAAUCCCAUGCUGCUCUCAACGUAUUUAUUUCAUGCGGAUCAAAAUUUCCAUGUGUUCUAGUCUGUUCAGUAGGUGCUUGCAACAACACGCACACACAGAUGCGGUACCUGUAGAACGUGAGCAUGCAGCCAGUGAUGGACAUGUUCAUGGGCACCUGAGCAGACAUCCGGCCAAUCACGAACAUCUUCUCCCCGGUGUCGGGGUGGAAGGCGGAGUCGUACACGUACUUGGCUCGCCACAGCUGAUCCUCCGUCAGGCCGGGCGUCACGAUACCAGCUCUGCAAAGAUCAAAACAGAAAUGACCUGCCAUUUAACUACGGUACUGCUGGAUUCAUUUCCUCAAACUGCGUUGACAUAUUCAAUAUAUCAUGUAAUAGAUAUUGUUCCCCUCACUGGGUACCUUGUCCACUUCAACGUCUACAACCCUCAGAAGUCCAUGAACUUGUAGCUGCGGAUUAUGCAGUCAAAGGUAAGCCAACACCGCCAUCAUGUGGCCAACUGACUCAAAGAUGCACAUUAUAACGUUUUGUUGUGUACUUAGUUUGCAUGUUGAAACUGCCUCAGGCCUCGCCUGGCUUUGAAGGUAAGCAAUUAUUUGAAUUUUUCACAUUUUUUUUGGAAUUUUUUUAGAGUUGUAGCCUACAUUUCAUCUUUGCAUUCUAUUGGAAGACAUGCUGGGCAUUGUCACUACGUUUGGGUGAAUUUAGGCCUGAUUAAUUAAGACACUAUAUCAGGAUGAAAACUACUAACUGUACGGUCAAACACAUGAGGCCGUGCUGAGGGAAAAGGAAACCAACCAUAGCAAGAUAAAAGCAUGCAAAAACGCUCAAAACUACCCCGGACUCAUGACUAAGGGCGUCACAAGAUCUCAUGAGAUUCAAAUGUGACAAGAUUUCUCAUUCAGAAAAAAAAACACUGUCUCAUGUGACAAGGCAGAGGACAACAAUAAAUUAAUGCAUUAAUUACACAGUAAAUAACCAUGAUUUUAAUCAUAUUUACUCAUUGGAAAUGUUAGUUUCAGCCUUUGUUCCAUAGAACAACAGCAUGAAUGGAGUGAUCCUUUUGUCAGUCAUAGUCUUUGUCUCGGUGGGUGGAGGCGGGGCCACAAUCAUACAAGCAACAGAUAUUAAAUUAGUAAACUGCCAUAUAUAUAUAUAUAUAUUUUUUUUUUAACCUAUUAUCUUGUAUCGUCUUGUAAACUGAGCGUCUCGUGAUGCUCUUACUCGCUACUAUUCCAAUCCACACAAUUUUAAAUCGCACCGCCAUCUGUUGAAUUUGCUGGGAGGACUGCACAAGCUGAACCAAAAAUUUAUAUAUCAGAUUCAUGAGCCACGUUUACAUGGACCCAAAUAUUCCAAUUCUAUUCGGGUUAUUUGCUCAAACAGAAAGAAUCUAACCUCAUUCCAAAAGAAAAGUGCCAAUCCGAAUGAAUAUAUAAUCGGAAAGUUGUCAGGGUGCGUUCUUUCAGCGCAUGCUCAGCUGUGACGUAACACGCAGACGUCUCUCAGGUUUUGAAAAUGGCGGCGAGCAGUCAUCACUGGACUACAGCGGAAAGUUCUUUUGAUACAAACUUUAAAAGAACUGAACGUAAUUGCAAGACUGAUGUUGAAUUCGAUGAAUCACGUGAUGUUGUUUACGUUUUACUGCGCAUGCCCCAUUGACUAUUCCGUUUGAUUAUAGCGGUGCAUGUGGACAGGAGAUUGGAAUAUUCCUUUCCAUGUAUACACUGUUUUCUAGUACGUCAUUCGGAAAGAGGAAAAUCUCAUGUGAACGUGGCUAUGGAAAUCAGUACUGUACAUGUUGGAAAACUACCUGUAGUUCUCCACAAUCACUCGGGCCUCCUCCAGAGCCUGAGAGGACAGGAGGACGUUCCUGGGGUCUGUGACCAUGAAGAAAUGCUUGGCUCGGCCCAUAAACGUUCCCUGGUCCCAUCGUGGCUCUUUGAUAUUAAUGUUGAAUGACAGCUCUCCAGACAUCUUGGCUUCCUUGGCACAAAAACAGACUUUUAUAUUUCCAAAUACUUCUUCCUCUGUAAUUGUUAUUCCCGACACAAUGCGGCUACAUCGAUAUUUGCAUGCAUUACAAUUAAUAGCCAUGUUGGUGUGGAAUGUCAUAGUUUGGAAUCCGACACAGGAAGAUAUUCUUAACCUAAUAAAUAAUUCACUUGCAGCUAAAUUGAGCAAUAUCAUACUUAGAAAGGCAAGAUUUUUCAAAAAACUCAUUAGAUUUUGCAGUUUUACCUCAUGUUUUGUUUCACAACAUGAACUUUCUUUAAUUCUUUAAACGGUAAACAAGAAAAUGACGGAUUAUCAUAUCGAUGCCAUAGUGAUUGCAUUUCGAUGGAGUGGAAGGGUGGAGUCAAGGACACAAUCACCUUCCAGCAACGUUAUUGUUGUUUUAUGAGUAUCAAAAAGAUGUCACAAGAAGUCAACAGGACACAGGAUCUUCCCAGGAUGGCUAUCAUAUCAGACACCCUUUUGAAUUAAACAUGGCCGGAGGGGAAGCACCAUGCAUUGCUGAUUGCUCGGCACACUGCAAGCCAAAGCAGAAGGGGAGCAGCACCAGGACUAAACUACCAAAGAAACCCAAGAUGUGAAUAUACGAGAAGGAGGGUCUUCUUCUGUGGAUUGUGGAUUACAUUUUUGUAAGCUGGCCACCCUGUAUUUGCCUCCGCCGCCCCUGACCCAGAUCUCCAAAACCUUUCUGGAUGACUAAGGGAAGGCUUUUCCCACACCGAUCAUGGCUGACUCCUCUCAACCUCCGGCGGGCUGGAGGGAGAUGACAAACGGGGGUGGGCACCCCCACCGUGCCAACAAUGGAGGGCAGGCCGGGGGGUCCCACAGCAGUGCACGCUAUAUGCUGAAGAGGCAACAGCAACGACACAGACGGAGGUCAUCCUCACCCAUGGGCAGGGUCAUUCUUAUCAAUGCACCUGUUGAUGGUGGAGAUGACAGUGAAGACAUCCACACAGUGACAGUAGACAAGACUCUGGAUGGGCGUCUGGGUUUCAGCGUCCGAGGGGGUUCUGAACACGGACUGGGCGUCUUUGUCAGCAAGGUGGAGGACGACAGCUCCGCAGCACAGGCCGGGCUGAGCGUGGGCGACAAGCUGGUGGAGGUGAACGGCGUCAGCCUGGAGAGCAUCACCAUGAGCAGCGCCGUCAAGGUCCUGACGGGCAACAACAGGCUGAGGAUGGUGGUGAGGCGUGUGGGCAAGAUCCCGGGAAUCCGCUACUCCAAGGAGAAGACCACAUGGGUGGAUCUGAUCCACAGAAGGAUGGUGGUGGAGGAAGGCGGAUGCACGCCGUCAGAGGCCAGUUCGGACAGCGCCCUCCGCAGGAUCGUGCAUCUCUUCACCACAUCAGACGACUACUGCCUGGGUUUCAACAUCCGAGGAGGGCGUGAGUUCGGUCUGGGCAUUUACGUGUCAAAGUUGGAUCCAGGUGGGCUGGCGGAGCAGCACGGCAUCAAGAUGGGGGAUCAGAUCCUCGCCGCUAACGGGGUUAGCUUUGAUGACAUCACACACAGCAAUGCCGUGGAGGUCCUGAAGAGCCACACUCAUGUCAUGUUAACCAUCAGGGAAGCUGGAAGAUACCCCGCCUAUAAGGAGAUGGUGGCAGAGUACGGGUGGCUUGACAGACUGGCUAACGGUGUGCCAGCGUCGUCCUCCCAAGGCUCCGACUCCCGUUCCUCCACGUCCUCCUUGUCCUCCAGCACCCCUCUCAGCUCCCUCAGCGGUCUAUCGCAGGUCCUCUUCCCGCCUGUCUUUGGCUCCGACUUAGUGGACGUGGCCGUCUCCACGGAGGACCUCUCCAGGCGUCCGAGCGCCACGCAGGGAACCUCAGACACGGCCAUACAGACCGAGACCUCGCCGGGCGUCCCCUCAGAAACCAGCCGUUCAAUCGGCGCCACCGUGCUGCUGAAGGAUACUUUCAUACAUGGGAUGGGGGAGGGGCCAAGGCAGACUGAAGGACCGACGAGGACGCCGUCUUCCGGGGACCAAGAGGUGGUGAAACACGACGGUGCUAAGACUAAGGUCCUGAUGGCCCUGAGUAGACCUCGGAAACCCAUCAGACGAUCCCAAAGUCACAUGACUCUGUCAGAGGACCAACAGAAGAAGAAGAAGAGAGUUCAAAAGGAGAAAAGCGUCCCAGCAGGAAAGUCCAACCUCCGGCGCUCCAAAACGUUUAUGAGUCUGUUUUUUAAGAAAGACGGCAAAGAGAAGAGCAGAUCCAAAGGACAAAGACGGCAGCCUCCAUCACCUCCAUCAGACACCCUGCAUCAUGUGGAGGACAUGUCCAAAAAGCUCCUCAGCCAGGACGAAGUGGCGGCUGUCACCAGACACUGUCAACGCUACUUGUCGGAGAAGGUGAUGGAGGAUUUAGUGCACCCCCUUCUGGCCAUCUUGGACCGGCCCGAGAAGUUGCUGCUUCUCCGAGAAAUAAGGAUGCUGAUUCCUACCAGUGAGUUGGCUGCUUUCGACAGCCUGGUCCUGCCUUUUGAACUGGAGGCCUACAAAGCUCUCAAGAGUCCGUGUGCGCUUCGCUCCCCUCGUAGAGGGACCCCUCGCCGCCACUUGGUCACCCCUGUCCCAGACUACAGGGGGGGGUUCCUCCUCCAGCCCGCCCUGACACAGUACCAUCCCUUGGCGGAGGACAUGGAGGCCCUGAGUCUAUCAGGCUCAGGUCACAUGACCCCCUCGCUGUUCUUCACCCCCCUGCUGGACGUACCCAUGGACAACGUCUCCUCGCUCCGUUCCCGCUCUCUUAGCCCCUCGCCCGCCCUCCUCACAGAAUCCCCACACAGCACCCGGUGGGGUGGCAACCAGAACGGGGUCGCAGGAGGAGGUGGCGCCCCCGAGCGAGGGAGGUCACCUGUGAGGAGGAGCAACGGGAGGACGGAGGUGAGCCCGGGAAGGCUGAGGAAACGGGACUCCUACGCUGAGGUUAGCAUACGUGUCCCAUCACCGCGGCCAACCAGGACGCCCUUGAAGGAUGUCUUUGGCGGCGCCCCCGCAGUCACAGUCAAUGGACUCUCCCCGAGUGGAAAUAGGAGCGCCACUCAGGAAUACCACGUAUCCACAGUGACCAUCUCCAAAGCCAAACAGUCGCUAGGCAUCAGUGUCUCUGGAGGGAUGGAGUCCAGAGUGCAGCCGGUGAUUAAGAUUGAAAAGAUCUUCCCUGGAGGAGCCGCUUCCAUGAACCAUGCCCUGAAGGCCGGCGACGAGCUGCUGUCCGUGGACGGUGAGAGUCUGCAGGGCGUGACCCAUCAGCACGCCGUGGACGUCAUUCGCCGUGCGUUCGGCAACAAAGCCAAAGACCCCAUGGUGCUGGUGGUCAAGGUCCCCAAGGCGCCGUCCGGGGGCGCCUGCUGACUGACUGAACGCCUCACUGCUUUUCUACUGCAUUCUUUUGUCAAAUAAAUUC
This is a messenger RNA of Doryrhamphus excisus (bluestripe pipefish), 12689 nucleotides long. NCBI's taxonomy places the organism in Eukaryota, Metazoa, Chordata, Actinopteri, Syngnathiformes, Syngnathidae. The record is from RefSeq and is a predicted model, not a curated record.